AUGGAACCCAAAUGGUUGUACGUAUCUCUCUUUUCAACUUUGAUAGCUCUGGUGGUGUACAAGUUGUUGUUUCACACAAGAGCAAGAUCAAGAUCAGCAGCAGGAUCAUCAAAACUCCCACCUAGUCCACCUGCAGCUCGUCCAUUCUUUGGCCACCUCCAUCUCCUGGAAAAUCCCUUACAUAGAACCCUUCACAAGAUCUCGCUCAAACAUGGUCCAAUCUUCUCCCUCCGCCUCGGCUCCCGCCUUGCUGUUGUAGCAUCAUCCCCAGCCGCGGUCGAGGAAUGCUUCACCAAGAACGACGCCAUUUUUGCUAAUCGUCCUCAUUCCACCCUGCACAGGCACUUGGGCUACAAUUAUACUGCCCUUGUUUCAGCCUCCUACUCUGAUCACUGGCGCAGUCUUCGUCGCUUGUGUUCGGUUGAAAUUUUCUCCCCUGCUCGCCUCAACAUGUUUCUUCCCAUUCGAGAAGAAGAAGUCAAGCGUUUACUGUCUAGUCUCUAUAAGAUGUCGUCAUCCGGCGGUGGCGACGGCUUUACUUUUACCAAAGUUCAAUUGAGAUCCAAAGUCUAUGAGCUGACUUUUAAUAACAUAACCAGAAUGGUGGCAGCAAAGAGGUACUAUGGCGAAGUAGGCAUCCAGGACAAGGAAGAGGCAAAACAAUUUCACGACCUUAUAAGUGCCGCUUUCAAGCUUUCAGGUGCUUCCAAUGCUGGAGAUUACUUGCCACUUUUACGUUGGAUAGAUUACAAGGGAAUCGAGAAGAACAUGUCCAUUAUUAGUAAGAAGAUGGACAAGUUUUUGCAAGGUCUAAUAGAUGAGCGUCGCCAAUGCAAUACUAAUGAUACUAUGAUUGAUCACUUGCUUUCCUUGCAACAAUCACAACCUCAACAUUACACCGAUGAGAUCAUCAAAGGGCUCGUAUUAAGCUUUGAAUGGGAUAGAGUUAAUGCAGAGAAGGAUGAUUUGGCUGAAGGCACAGGACUCGCAAUGCCCAGAGCCAACCCUUUGGUGGUCAUGUGCAAACCGCGGGAAGUAAUGGACAAGAUGGAUGCUCGUGCAGCUGUUGCCGAUCUUUUCAGCAUGCAGUUGAAUGUCCUUUUGCCUUGA
Molecule: messenger RNA, 1110 nt
Organism: Ilex paraguariensis (yerba mate)
Lineage: Eukaryota; Viridiplantae; Streptophyta; Magnoliopsida; Aquifoliales; Aquifoliaceae
Source: the annotation of a GenBank genome assembly